AAACAUCGAGAAGAGAAGAUGCCCAUCAACUCAAACUCAUCCACUUCGACUGUCUCUACUACUUCUUCAACUUCAACUUCUACCGUACUUCAACAUAUUCAAUCACAUCGAGAUGUUCCUGUCGAACAACUCUUCACUAAACUAGACAUCGUAGGUAAAGGUGCUUAUGGUGCAGUUUAUAAAGGGAUUCAUAAUGCAACAGGAACUAUACUAGCAUUGAAAGUGAUCAAUUUGGACACAGCAGAAGAUGACAUCAUCGAGAUCCAAAGAGAAGUAGCCCUUCUAUCACAAUUACGUGAUUCAGAUCGACAUAAUUGUAUUGGAUAUCAUGGAUGUUAUUUUUAUAAAACAGAAUUAUGGAUCGCCAUGGAUUUUGCUUCUGGAGGAUCGAUUCGAACGUUAUUGAAACCAGGAAAGAUUGAAGAAAAGUUUACUCAAUUGAUCAUACGUGAAACUUUGAUCGGAUUGAAUUAUUUACAUCGACAAGAUAUUAUUCAUCGGGAUAUUAAAUCGGCUAACAUUCUACUCACUAAUUCUCAUCGAGUUUUACUUUGUGAUUUUGGAAUUGCUGCUCCACUUCAAUCUACGAAUCAUAAACGGUCUACAUUUAUCGGAACUCCUUAUUGGAUGGCACCUGAAGUGAUUGCAGAUGGUAGAUUAUAUGAUACUAAAGCUGAUAUUUGGUCACUUGGGAUCACUUUGUACGAAAUGUUAAAUGGGAAUCCUCCUUACUCUGAUUUGACACCUGCUAAAGUGAUUUUAAAGAUUCCUAGAAGUCAACCUGCAAAAUUAGAAGGUAAUCAAUUCUCGAAUGGGGUUAAGGAAUUCUUGGCUGCUUGUUUGAUAGAUGAACCAAAUGAUAGACCUACAGCAGAUGAAUUGAUCAAACACAAAUGGAUCAAAUCAAUCUCAAAAGCACCUCUGACACCUCUCAAAGACCUUACCAAUCGUUAUUCACGUUGGAUCAAUUCAGGC
This is a messenger RNA of Melampsora larici-populina 98AG31, 975 nucleotides long. RefSeq lists its product as uncharacterized. Gene Ontology annotation, biological process: protein phosphorylation. The record is from RefSeq and is a predicted model, not a curated record. Lineage: Eukaryota; Fungi; Basidiomycota; Pucciniomycetes; Pucciniales; Melampsoraceae. The transcript has 3 exons. Gene Ontology annotation, molecular function: ATP binding; protein kinase activity. The annotation marks the transcript as partial.